Messenger RNA from Venturia canescens, 2189 nucleotides. It is a transcript of the gene Coq6, whose product is annotated as ubiquinone biosynthesis protein COQ6, mitochondrial. Bases 551 to 2050 code for a protein of 499 amino acids. Gene Ontology annotation, molecular function: oxidoreductase activity, acting on paired donors, with incorporation or reduction of molecular oxygen, NAD(P)H as one donor, and incorporation of one atom of oxygen; 2-octaprenyl-6-methoxyphenol hydroxylase activity; FAD binding. Gene Ontology annotation, cellular component: mitochondrion. The record is from RefSeq and is a predicted model, not a curated record. Gene Ontology annotation, biological process: ubiquinone biosynthetic process. The transcript is spliced from 8 exons. Lineage: Eukaryota; Metazoa; Arthropoda; Insecta; Hymenoptera; Ichneumonidae.
UGCAUGAUAAUCCAUUUAAAAGUUGCUUCCCUAAAGUGUUUUGUCGGCGGGAUAACUGAAAUGUUUAAUAUUUAAUUGUUUCUUCAUUCUAAGGAUCAUAAAAUAUCAAUUCAUUAAUUGAGCUUGUCACCAUCUAGACUCGCGGUGCCGACUCUAUGAGAUAAUAGUAUAUUUAUGUAUGAGGAGUCGCUUAUUCCAGAGAGUUUUUACAGAAGCGAGUGUUUUUCAGCUAUUAUAUAUUUAUAUAUAAUAUAUCUGGAAAUAAACUCAUCAAAUAGAGCAUGGAUAUACAUAAUAUUUACGAUAAAAUAAGUUAAAAAAUUCUUAACUUUUAUUUUGUCCCAGCGAAAUACGCUAAAAAAAAUGUGACACGCGGAAAUUGAAAAUUUUUUAUGAAUUUUUGGGCUUCAUUCGAUUCGACAAUCAUUUUAUUUUUCUGAUCAAAUUACUUUUUCCAACUCCCGCAGCUAUAAUAAAACCGGGAAUUUAUGCAUAUUCUCAUGCAUUCGAUCGCGAUCAGCUGAUUUUUUCAUAAAAUUUUCGUACAAAAAUGUGUUCGUGUUUUUACUUAUUCACGGCAGGGGAUUGUGCAGGUUACGGCGCAAACGCUGACAAGAUGGCGCCCGUUGUCGAAAUCGUUUCGUUAUCACGGGGACUUUUAAAAAGAUUUAGUCAAAAAUGUAACGUUAAUUAUAAUUUUUUGUUAAUUCGAAGGAACCAUCACGAUGAAGUGCAAACGAACGAUGAAAAUUAUGACAUCGUUAUCGCCGGUGGUGGGAUGGUUGGCACAACUCUUGCCGUUGCCUUAGCCAAUAAUAGAAAACUUGAGUCUAAACGCAUAUUAUUACUGGAGGGUGGUAAAAAGCUCGAGCACAGAUGCCAAGAGAUAUAUUCUAAUCGAGUUGUCGCAUUAAAUCAGCAAACAAGAACUUUGCUGUCAAGUAUCGGAGCAUGGCGACACAUUGAGGCUUCUCGUUAUGCUCCUGUUAAAAAAAUGCAGGUUUGGGAUGCUUGUUCGGACGCCAUGAUAACUUUCAACGAGGAUCAUCUGUCCGAAGAGUUUGCAUACAUAGUAGAAAAUGACCUCCUCCUUGAUGCUGUCAAUAAACAAUUAAAACAACAUUCAUCGGUGAAUGUUGUUUAUGAAGCGAGAGUUGAGGAAGUUUCAUUGCCAAAGAAAAAUAAUGGAAAUGUGAAAAUCGUUUUGCAAAACGGCAGUGAAUUCAAGACAAAACUUCUUGUUGGAGCAGACGGUGCCAAUUCUCGCGUCCGACAGGCAAUGGGCGUGCAAUACGUCAAAUGGAAUUACGAUCAAAUGGGAAUCGUGGCAACGGUCAAGUUGUCAGAGCCUAUGGAGAACGUUGUAGCGUGGCAACGGUUUCUACCUACCGGUCCGGUCGCACUUUUGCCCUUGACAGAUUCGCUUAGCUCACUCGUCUGGUCAGUCAGCACGAAGAGAGCGAAUGAAUUAUCGAAACAAUCGGACGAAGAAUUCGUUGACUGUUUGAACGAGGCUCUUUGGAAAGUUUAUCCAAAAAAUGGAAUCGUUGAAAGCGGUAUGAAGGCUCUUCAACAACUGCUCGAAGGCCUGUCGCUUGACACCGGUAUCGCGAGACAAUUGCCACCUUCGAUAUCGGGAAUCAUUGAAAAUUCACGCGGUGCUUUUCCUUUAGGAUUUGGCCACUCUACCUGUUACGUUAAACCAGGAACGGUGCUCGUAGGGGAUGCUGCUCACAGAGUUCAUCCUCUAGCAGGGCAGGGCGUAAAUUUAGGUUUCGGCGAUGUUAGAGUUUUGGUAAAACUGCUAGCUGAAGCAUCGACGAAUGGAGCAAUAUUUGGCGAUAUGAUGUAUUUGUCAAAAUAUGAGACACUUCGACAGAGGCACAAUGUUCCAACGAUGUUUGCCAUCGACGCUUUGCACAGACUUUAUAAAGGCACCGCAGCUCCAAUCGUUCUGGCGAGAAGCCUUGGUCUUCAAUUGACAAACGCAAUCCCACCUCUAAAGAAAGUUCUCAUGCAGCAUGCUUCGGAUCAAAGUUCGAUCUGUUGAUCGCUACAAAUAUCUUUUAUCCUCUCUCGAUUGUAAUUAUAAAAAAAAUAGCCCAUACGCUUUUUAACGUAUUACGAUGAUUGUAUAUUAACAAUGAAAUAUAAAAAUUAAAAAAAUAUACUGUUCAAUCAGAAAUCAA